Molecule: messenger RNA, 1256 nt
Organism: Brassica rapa (field mustard)
Lineage: Eukaryota; Viridiplantae; Streptophyta; Magnoliopsida; Brassicales; Brassicaceae
Product: GDSL esterase/lipase At1g71250
Molecular function (GO): hydrolase activity, acting on ester bonds
Source: RefSeq, a predicted model, not a curated record
UUCUAAAUUCAAACAAACACAAACGAGAAAAAAAAAAUGAUGAGAGGAUAUGCGUUUAUGAUAGUUGCAGUGGUGGCGUCUGUUGCAAUACAGCAGCCUGAGUUGGUGGCCGGACAAGCUAGAGUUCCUGCCAUGUUUGUGCUCGGAGACUCACUGGUCGAUGUUGGGAACAACAACUUUCUAGCAACCAUAGCUAGAGCCAAUUACUUGCCUUAUGGUAUAGACUUGAACCUCCGUCCUACUGGCAGGUUUAGCAACGGCAUGAACUUCAUUGAUCUGCUUGCUCAGUUGUUAGGAAUCUCCUCGCCUCCUCCCUUUGCGGAUCCAACCACAUCAGGCAAUAGAAUCCUCGGUGGAGUUAACUUUGCAUCUGCAGCUGCUGGCAUCCUUGAUGAAUCAGGCCAAAACUAUGGAGAUAGAUUUACCAUGAACCGGCAAGUGGUUAACCUAGGGACGACGCUGAGCCAGUUAAGAACAAUGAUGAGUCCCCAAAACUUCACAGAUUACUUGGCAAGAUCGCUUGUGAUACUUGUUUUUGGAAGCAAUGACUAUAUCAACAACUACCUUAUGCCUAGUCUCUACUCCUCCAGCCUCAGAUACAGACCGCCUGAGUUCGCCAACUUACUUCUCAGUCAAUACGCUAGACAACUUCUUACUCUAUACAGCCUAGGUCUAAGGAAAAUAUACAUAACUGGAGUAGCACCACUAGGCUGCGUACCAUACCAAAGAGCCAGGAGCGUUGGACCACCCGAGAGAUGCGUUGACGCAGUGAACCAGAUACUAGGCACGUUUAACCAAGGGAUAAAAUCAAUUGUUGACCAGCUGAACCAAAGGUUACCUGGAGCUAUCUAUGUGUACGGAAACACAUAUGGCGCCUUUGGUGACAUGUUAAACAACCCAGCUGCUUUUGGAAUCAGCGUAGUGGACAGGGCUUGUUGUGGGGUUGGGAGGAACCAAGGACAAAUCACAUGUUUGCCGAUGCAGAACCCUUGUCCUAACAGGUCACAGUAUCUGUUUUGGGAUGCGUUUCAUCCUACUCAGACUGCUCUCUCUGUUCUGGCUAGAAGAGCUUUCUAUGGACCACCUAUCGACGCAUAUCCUGUCAAUAUCCAACAGAUGACUCUCCUUCACUAGUUUUUUGUGUGUGUUUUCAGUUUUUAAAGUUUGUAUGUUAUGAUACUUGACCUUGUGUAUAAAGCUGAAACAAAAAUGUUUUUACCGCUUAAUAUAUGUGAAAAUGUCAUUAUCUUUCAAAA